Camelina sativa (false flax) is the source of this 829-nucleotide messenger RNA. The record is from RefSeq and is a predicted model, not a curated record. Lineage: Eukaryota; Viridiplantae; Streptophyta; Magnoliopsida; Brassicales; Brassicaceae.
AACCAAACAUAUCAAUAAGGAAAAGAUUGAAGAAUUGAUGUUUGAAGCUAUAACAAAUAUGUCUUUCAAAUUUUCCGAUCUCUUCCCUACUGCUGGUAUCGGAAGGUUUAUGGACUUUAUUUUAGGAGAACAUAAGAGACUUCACAACAGUUUCGUUGAAGUUGAUACUUUUGUCAAGAAAAUAGUUGAUGAUCAUUCGAAGAUUAGACAUGGAGUAACAUCUCAAGAUCGUCCUGAUAUCGUUGAUGUGAUGUUGGAAAUGUUACACAAACACGAACAAGAUGAUUCUUUCAAGCUCACAGUUGAUCAUCUCCAUGGAGUCAUCUCAAAUAUAUUUCUUGCUGGAGUAGACACAAGUGCUGUCACCAUGAUUUGGGCGAUGGCAGAGCUUAUUAAAAACCCGCGUGUGAUGAAGAAAGUUCAAGAUGAGAUCCGAAGUUGCAUUGGAAUCAAACAAAAUGAAAGAAUCGACGAAGAAGGUGUUGAUAAGCUUCAAUACUUGAAGCUUGUGAUCAAAGAAACCUUAAGACUACACCCACCAGCUCCUCUAUUAAUUCCAAGAGAAACAAUGAGUCAAAUCAAUAUUCAAGGCUACAACAUUCCCCCAAAAACCCUUAUUUUGGUAAACGCAUGGUCUAUCGGCCAAAACCCUUACCGCUGGGAAAGUCCAGAGGAGUUUAUCCCGGAGAGGUUUAUUGAUUUUCCUGUGGAUUACAGAGGACAGAGUUUUGAAAUGUUACCGUUUGGUUCUGGCCGGAGGAUGUGUCCGGGANGUUUUUACUGUUUUUUCAUUUUCGUGACUUUAUGUGACUAUUUUGUCACUAUUUAA